GGGGCUGCUCGCACUCUCUCGCUCUUCCUGGCCGUCGCUGCAGCCUCGCGCCUUCCAGUCAAGUCAGGGAGGCAGUCGGCUGGCACGAAUGAGCUCAGCCGAAUUGCACUCAUCAUCGUUCGCCUUUACGCUGGGCACGGAGUAAGUGAGGCAGGCAGGCAGGCAGGCGGGCGGGCAGGCAUGCACAGAGCGCGCGCGAGAGAGAGAGGGAGAGAGAGAGAGAGAUAGAGAGAGAUCAGAGGGGAGGCGAAGGGAGGGGAAAGGUCCGAGGCCAGUGCCUCUGAACUGCAUUGUCUCUCUGCUCUGCUCUGCGGUUUCUGUGGCCGGGAGUCAGAUCACCUGUUCCGUUUCAUUCUGCUGCUGCCGGCUACUGUGCUUUUUCUCUUCGUGCUUUGAAGCUGGGAUUCUCGUGAGCCUGUCACGUCAGGCUUGGAGGUCCGGGUCGGGUCGGGUCGAGUCAUCGGGCUUCGAGGAUUCUGAGAUUCGAAGAUGGCCGUGGACCUGAACUUGUCUCGGGGUUUAAGAGGUUUAUGAAUCACUGCUCGAGGUUCGGAAUAUUUUCUCGAGAAUGGUUUCUAGAUUCAGUACGAGCGAAGCAUCCGAGGCCUGCAAGCCAGCCAGCCAGCCAGCCAGCAGACAUGUCGUUUCAUUCCGGCUCGACCUUCUGAAUGUUCCGUGCACAGCUCUGAGAAUGACUACGGAAUAAAGAGUAGAGCAGUGUAGAGGUCUCCUGCAGUCGCAGAAGGACGAGGGAAGCUCGGGAGGCAGUGCAAUCGGCAUACUAUCGACUCGUGACAAUUCAGUUCCGAGCCGUCCACCUCGUACCUGAGUUCUCUCAAGUAGCCCAUCGAGCUGAAACGAAUUCAUUCGACAGAAGGAGCCUGGAAGUGAAAGAGCUCGGGAAAUUGGAUCGCUGGGUUCUGUCUGCUGCUGCUUCUGAGGGAGGUGAUAGUGGAAGCUCCACGCGAUAGCAUAAUCAUACACCCGAGAGCGUGCUUCCAUUGUGGAUACGGACGAGGCCUCAUCCAUCUUCAUCUUCAUCUUCUGAGGGUCGAGUCUCAUGACGAAAGGGGCGAGCGAGCGGAGUCGGAGGCGAGGUCGCAGUGCGAUGAUGAAGGCACGAGUGUUCUCGACACGAGCGUCGCUGCUGCUGCUGAUCGGUCUGAUCAACCUUCAGUGCGCAGCAUUUUCUCACUACUCGCUGCUGUCACUCCAGACCGUCUCGCAGAAGUUCUCCAAUGUCUUCUUGUCCCAGCAGGGCACUCUGAGGUACAAGUCCGGGGCGCUGUUGUCGGAGGACGAGCUCGAGGACGACGAGAUGGCCACUUUCGACGAAAUCAUGGAGGGCCUGAUGAAGGACAACGGCAUUCCGGGGGCGCAAUUGGCCGUCGCCAAAGGCGGCGAGCUCAAGCUCUUCCAAGGCUAUGGAAUAGCCAAACGUCGGCAGCCGAGGGAUCAUGGAGACGAUCACAACAUGACCACGGAUCACGUGAUGCGAAUUUCUGAUCUCUCUCGACUCAUCACGGGCGUGGCGGUCCUGCAGCUCGUCCAGGACGGUCGCCUGGAGCUUGAAGAUAAGGCAUUUAUGCUGCUGGGCCACCUGGAACCACCCAGCAACUCGAAGAUCGAUCCACGCCUUCAUGAUAUCACCAUACGCCAUCUUCUACAAGAAACUGCAGGGUGGAACGUCAGCGCGUCGGGAAGAGAACCGAGCGUGGUGCCAGGCUCGCUGGAGGUGUCGCAGGCGCUGGGUCACGCGAGUCCGCCGUCGGCCGCGGCCAUCGUACAAUUCAUGAAAGGCCUGGCCCUGGACUUCGACCCGGGCUCUGGCUUGGAGCCAUGCAACUUCUGCUUCCUCGUCCUCGGCCGUGUCAUCGAGGUCAUCUCCGGCCUCCCUUACGAAUCCUACGUCAAGAAGAAUAUUUUCGACGCGAUCGGAGCGACGUCGUUCAGAAUGGGGGAGACGAAGCAGGAGAAGCUGGCGGCGAAGGAGGCUCACUAUUAUGGACAGAACGGGCAGACGUCGAGCUGCCUCUCGGUGUACCCGGGGCAGGGAUACGUGCAGUGCGACUACGGGUUCGGGGACCUGAAGGUAUCGGCGAAUUCCUACGGCGGAUGGGUCGCCAACGCCAAGGACCUGGCCCUCCUGGCGCUCCACAUCGACGGCAUUCGGCAGCCGGCGCUCCUGAGAGACGAUCUAGUCCGUGAGAUGCUGCACGCCCGCGUCCCCGAGAACCGGCACGGCCUUUCCCAAGGUAUGCUGUGGACCGUGCGGCUGGCGGGCGACGGCCGCGUCCGCAGCCUGGAGCAGAGCGGCGGCGCCAUCCCGGGCUCGCACUCGCUGCUGCUGCGCCUGGUGGACGACGACGCCACCAUCGCCUACCUCGUCAACUCGCGCCCCGCCCGGCUCGACGACUUCAUGGUCUCCGCCUCCGAGAUCCUCUCCCUGCUCGCCCGCAGCAUCCGAAAUUGGCCAGUUGACGAUCUCUUCCUCGGCCCCCGCCUCCCCGACGAUCAUCUCCUUCUGAAGCGUAGCAAAAUCUUCCGCUGAGCGCCUGCAGCAUGCGGCGGCCACGGGAAAUGUAAUUUUGGCGAGGCUCGGUCGGUCGUUCGGUCGGAUUCACUCUAGUGAGCUCCGCCGAAGCGCGAGGUGUAAUUCAUUGUAAAUAUAUGUUCAUUUCAUUGUGCUCUCCUUCGAUCCAUCGAUCCAUCGAUUCAUCGAUUCAUUCAUCACGAGAUUUGAAGUCGUGACACAGAACGCUAACCAACCUUCGAAUUCCUCGACUAGAAAAAACCCCGAGCUCGAGAUCGUGUGCAUGUCGUUGCCCGCCGCUGCGAAUGCCUUCAAUGCCACAAUUUCAGCUUACGGGCAGAGAUUCGAAUCAAAUCAAAUCAAAUCAAAUGCCCAAAGAGCCAUCGCAUGGGGAUCGCGUGUGCUUAAGUCCUCCUGGGAUUUGAGCCCUGUAUCAGAACCCCUUCCUGGCCUUUUCAUCGACGGGCUGAACUCGGUGAGGUCGCCAGCUUCGUAGCCCAAUGGAAUGAAUGUCCCUCGCCCCAGGUUCGAGACAUGCGAUUUUCAACGACCGCCGGUGCAGUCAACUUCCGGUGUACGGGAUGGCUGUUGAGCUGUAGACAGGAAGGACGGCAAGUUCAGGACAUGAAUUCUCCACGGUCCCGAUUCGCCGCUCUACGACCUUGGUCAGACCAAUGAAAGCCCUCAGGCUGCCAAGCUCAUAAUAAAUUGGCACGGGCCAUGAACAGGAAGCCCAAUUCGGCGUCGUGGACUUUCGUUGUCAAGGAAGGCAGCACGGAGAUACGUAUGGACACGCUGAUCAUGAUAAUGGGCCUGAAUUCGUACAUCUGUGAUAACAGUGUACAGCAGAGUUUUGGUCUGAUUACAUGGAGUGGAUUCGAGGAUAAGCGGAUGUUUCGGUGGCUCGUCGGCGCCGCAGCGGUGUAAAGUUGGCUUCGUCCAGUUCGUGACCCACCAUUCCUGGUAAGGAAAUUUUACCAUCGGGAGGACGAAUUUGCAACCUGUGCAGGAAAGAGCGACGUCUUCAUACAUUUUUCAGGAGUUAGAGCAACACGUGUCGCACGAGGAUAUGACGGCUUUGUGUAAUUAUACGAAACGUGGAGGCAUUUGUUCUCAUGAGCUUAUUCUACCCUCGUGGAAUAUGCAAGUAGCUGGAUCAAAGUGAACGGCAGAGGCUAAAUGGGGAUGAAUGCAGAGCCUCGAUGAGCGAAGAGGAACCCAGCAUCCGAGAAAGUCCGAAUGGAAGCAAGACUAACAAGGUUUCGGUAGAUGUAGUAGCAAAUUGUGAGUAUUUUUGUAUUCCUAUGAAGUGUAUGAACGGGUGAUUUACGGACUCGAUUGUCAAAGAUCACGGCCACGGCCACUCGAAUUAGAAAGGGACAUCUUUGAUUUAUACUUCGGGUAAUGGGAGUCCAUACAUCCUGCAGAUCACAUGUGACCUUGUGAGUUAUGGUUAAAUGGC
This is a messenger RNA of Marchantia polymorpha subsp. ruderalis, 3995 nucleotides long. Lineage: Eukaryota; Viridiplantae; Streptophyta; Marchantiopsida; Marchantiales; Marchantiaceae. The record is from the annotation of a GenBank genome assembly.